Pocillopora verrucosa is the source of this 642-nucleotide messenger RNA. The record is from RefSeq and is a predicted model, not a curated record. Lineage: Eukaryota; Metazoa; Cnidaria; Anthozoa; Scleractinia; Pocilloporidae.
AUGCGUCCAAUUCUGUCAGCCUCAGGGGCAUACAACUAUAAGUUAGCUAAAUGGUUGGAGGAAAAGCUCAAGCCUCUCUCGAUGAAUCAAUACACCAUUGACGACGCUCUUGGUUUCUCUAAAGAAAUUCGCGAACAUCCUGUCCUUGAAGGCGAUAUACUGGUUUCAUACCACGUAACGUCAUUGUUCACAAAUGUCCCAGUUCAGGAAACCAUCAACAUCCUUGUCGAGAAAGCCUUCACCGAUAAUUGGUUCAAUUCAACGUACGAUCUCAAUUUACAGAAGGAUCAGCUCACUCAACUUCUCAGAAUGGCUUCCACAGAUCAACUUUUUCAAUUUGAUGGUCAACUUUACGAACAGUGUGAAGGAGUUGCUAUGGGGUCCCCCCUUGGUCCUUUGUUGGCGAACGUGUUUAUGUGCCAUCUGAAAGAAAGACUAUCUGUCGAUGAUUUAAUUCCUUCUUAUUACAAGCGUUAUGUCGACGAUACGCUUGCAAUAAUGCCUGGACUCGAUGCAGCUGAAAGUUUCCUCAAUGUACUCAAUGGACUCCACCCUAGAACUUUCCAACAACGAUUCAAUUCCUUUUAUUGGAACGUUGAUAACAAAGAACGGCAACAAGCUGGAGACUCAGGUCUAUCGUAA